CUGGGCGGGAGAAUUUGUGUUUUUGUUGUUGUUGUGGCCCACUGACAUUAGAUAUUAAUAUUACCUUUCUGAUAUUAACAUUUUAAGACUACUUUUCGGUAUUGUAUUGGACAUUUGUAAAUGCAAAAGAAGCACAACAGAGUCAAGACUUCAAAAAUAUGUAAGCAAAGAAGAGUGUAAUGUAACCGACGAAUGGCGGUCUACUAACAAUAACGGAAAGGUUGAGACUGCAGCGAAGCAUCCGGCAGCUGUCUGCGGGUUUGUGAGCUUCACUGGCGGACACACAGUCUCUCGAAUCCCGGCGUGGACCGCAGUACGAUGUCGCAGGGCAAGGCCAAAAAGAAACUGCACUAUCUCCAAGAGGAAAAAUGGAAGUCUGAAUUUAAGGUAAAAGAUGUCUUUACCCUGCGUGGCAUUGACAAUUUAUUCGAUGAUAUUGAUGCUGACUCUGACCUGGGUUUGCCUCUGCUUUCUCCGUUGCUCAAGAGCGCUGAUGCAAUUGAGCACAAGAAAAGUAGGGGUCCAUCUAACCCAGAUAAGAUUAAGACUCCGUCUAUACAGGGACACAAGGAUGCUUUGAUCCAAGAAAAUGGUAUUCAAGAGGGUGAAAUUACUGAUAAAGGUGCUUGGAAUUAUUGUCAUAUUUCCAUCAUUCCUUACAAAGAGAGUCCAUUUAAAGAGAUUGUUCCAAUUAAGACGUCCAGCCCUAUUGCCAUGGAAACAGAUGGAGGUGAAGAAGAAGUUAGGCUUGUGGCUGACCCUCUGCUCUUUGGAGUUGAAGAUGAGGAGCCCAUUGGAGGAGACCUCAGCAAGCCACCCUGCCCUCAGCAGUCAGAAGCAGUGAAGGAAUCCUUCAGUGGGGACAGUGGGUCUCUGGCGUCACCUCCAGAAAGGGUUGAGUUUAGAAAAGCCACUAAACCAAAUGCUGGUUCCUCAACAUGCAUGAAGACCUCAAAAUCAAGAAAGACAGCAUUUCAAGCCACCCAGUCUUUACCUCCAGACAUAAAGGAAGAUUUUCUAAUGGAUAAAGAUCCAAGUUGUCUGUCUACUGUUUUGGUUCAGAAGAAUGAACAAAAACUUGAGGAGACUGAGCAAUGCAAGGACCAGAUGCCGGAGAAAGGAUUGUCUUUCCAGCACAAGAUUAAAAAGGCCUUGAUGCCAAAAUCUUCAUGUUCCAGGAAACCAGCAGCGUCUCCAGCUCCUCCACCUGUUGAUUUCGAGGAGGACUUCAUGAUCCUGGAUGAUGAGGCUCCUGUUUUAUUUAUCAUCCCUCGCAAGUCGGGCGUCUGCAGGAAAAAAAGAACUGUCACAGCAGACUCUGCAAAGGAGUGUGUUUCUGCAGAACCACACUCUAUAGAUCAGCUCUCACAGAGUGAAACCGAUACUAAUAAUCAGGAGGGAGCAGAUUCUAAAAGAAGCAAAGCACAAAGCGAUUCUGAUAAUCAAAAACCAAAAGGAAAACAUAGAAAAGCUUCAAAAAAGAACAGCAAAGAACUGGUGACGCAUGAUGGUUUAGAGGACAGACCAGACCCUCUAACCCAAGGAAUAGAGGACGGGUUUUGUGAUCGGAGUCCUUCUCAAACUGUACAGGGAAACAAAGUUGUGGAUUCAACAGGAAAACAAAGUACAAAGAAGAUAUCUGAUCCUGAUGAGCUUUCUGAAAAAGAUGGAACUAAUGCUGGUGGCAGCCAUGAAAUUCCAGUUCCAAUGUCUAGAAAUAAAAAAAAAUCCUCUAGUUCUCAGCCUGACAGGCCAGGGUCGAAAGCAAAAAAGGAAUCCAAAAAAGUCAUUUCUGUAACAGGUCCUCAGACCACAAGCUCAGUGAAAGUCAACAAAAAUGGAAAGAACAGCAACAAUGGGAAAACAAUCACUAAGACAAAGAAGCGGACAUCUAAACAACAGAAAGAACUGGAACAGAAAGAUCCUGCUUGUGAGCAACAAGAUCUUGGUGAAGCUCCACCUGCCCUCAAUGAGCAAGAGGAGGCACAAAGAACAGCUGUAAAUAAACAAUCAGCCAAGCAAGAUGCUUUUAAGAAUCCUGCAAAAAAACAGAAGGGAAAAGAAACAAAAACGGUGGAAUCAAAACCAAAGGAUCCACCAACAAUUGCACUUGACACUUCUUCAGAGAGUGCUGUGACAGCCAAGAGGAUGAGGAAACCUCCAGGAGCAUGGUGGCUUGCUAGCCAAGAUGACAGCACCACAGAGUGUCAAGCAGAGGCAGUUUUGGGUACAGCACAAGGGCCAAACUCCAGUAAGAAAACUAUAACGAAACAAGCAGUUGCAGUUGCAGUUGACUCUAAUGAAAUACAGUCUCUUAGGCCUGCCCAAGGGAAUCAGAAGAAGCCAAAAACUUCAGCCACUCACAGUGCAGUGGAAAAUGUUAAAAAGUUGCUGGCUCAUGGUGAGGGGGAUGAUACUGGAGCUGAGCAGAAAAUGCCUAAGAAAACAGUUCCUCGAAAGAAACGGAAAUCUGCCACCACUCAGCAACAAGUACCGUCACCAACUCCUGUGUCCGGAGAGGAAGUCAAAGAAGACAGACAAGAAGCUUUUCUGAAUGAGAGUGCUGAGCAAGUUAGUCCAGCACUGUGUAGUCCUUACAGACAGCAUAACAUCACACCAGGUGAAAAGAGAGUGUUUGGUAAGGUCUACACACGAUACACUGGAUCAUCACAGAAAAAUCCUUCAUCUGUUAGAAGUCCAGAGAGUUGUGUUCCAGAUGACAUUCCACAGAAAAGGCAAAGGAAAGCCCCUUCCUACAGGUGGGAAUCACCACCAUCUCAGGAAGCAACUGAUGGGCCUCCAUCACCUCACAAUGCCCAUCCACAACAGUCCAAACCACCAAAUUCUCCUAUUAGUGGUGCGUUUAAAAAGGGGGCGAAUUUAGUAAAAUCACAGAAAACAAAGAGUCACAUCAAGAACAUAAAAAGAAACAUAAUCAACACACCAAAGUCAAUCAAAAGAUCUUUAGCUUCAAUGAAUGACAUUUUUGCCUCGGAGAAAGCUGGAAAUAUUAUAAAAACUAGACAAAAACGCAGAAAACAUGGACGCAGAAACCUCCUUCACUCUCUUGAUGAUCAGUCAGAACACUCGAGUGAGAAUAUGGCCCACAGUGAUGAUCAACUGCAGGGAAACAGCCACGCCUCCUUUGGGUUCACUAGUGGUGUUACUGUGGAGCCCUCAGGGACUAGAAACAAAAAGAUUAUCAGAGUAUCCAGUGGACCCAACACGUUAUCUGAUAUUGACACUGGUUUCAGAAGUGGGCCAUCAUCAAUGAUUGAUCUUCAGGGGUAUGAGGAGGAGGAGGAUGAUAUUGAAUUGCCAUCGUCCAGAGUGAUUGUCCAUGUACGACACGGCCCUCGGGUGUUGGCCCAGUGUGAUCUCUGUGGUCCUCCACUGCAACCCAUCAUCUUGGAGGAGGACGACUGGAACAACCUGCAUGCAUGGUUUUCUCACCUGUGGCCCCCAGCCUCUAAAGACGGGCGAGUUGUGAGUCCUGAUGACUUCCACUGGCACUCAUAUGGAGGCCGAGCAAUUGGCCAUGCAGUUGAUCUUCAGAGUAGCUCAUUCUCUCAUGGAAAGAUUCUGCUGGGGUCGUUCAUGAAGAAACCCCCACAGGUGGACCUUGACACUGUUUCUGUAUUCAGCAUUAUUUCAAGUUGUGUGCGCGUUGAUAUUGAUGGCAUCAAGUCAGUCUACAAUUCUGGACAAGUGUUUAUGAUACCCUCUGGACAAGUGUAUACCAUUCAUAACCUCUGUCAAGAGCCUGCUGUGCUGAUCUACCACAGAACCCAGUCAAACAUCUCACCAAGCUGAUUAACAUAAUUGGCCUCUUUAAUUUCUUUGAAAUAGUCAAACUGUAUACAUUUUUUAAAAUAAAAUUGUAGGUGAGUUUUUAAAAAAAAGGGCAUACAAAUGUAGUUUUCUGGCAAAGCUCAUAAAAGCUAGUUGUGUAAAUAGAUUCAAGCAAUUUGUCAAAAUUGAAAGAUUAUAUUUUCAUUUGUAAUGACAUCCGUAAAAGAUUGAUUUUAAAGUGUUAUUUAAAAAGCUUUUCAAAACUGGUCUUGUUAAUAUACAGGUAUAUUUCUGUCUCCUGUGUUUUCCUCAUUGGAAUGCAACUAUUUUGUAAUUUUGAACAAAUUGCUAGGCUGUCAGCAGAUCCUGUAUUAUUUUAUAUUGCUGUAGCUUAUGCCUCAAAUAACGUGGUGUUUUUUUCUAAGGUACAUGUGCAAAAGUAAAGGCUCUCCUUCGGUUUACUAGAAA
Myxocyprinus asiaticus (Chinese sucker) is the source of this 4260-nucleotide messenger RNA. RefSeq names its product proteoglycan 4. NCBI's taxonomy places the organism in Eukaryota, Metazoa, Chordata, Actinopteri, Cypriniformes, Catostomidae. Gene Ontology annotation, cellular component: kinetochore. Gene Ontology annotation, molecular function: centromeric DNA binding. The coding region runs from base 319 to 3813 and encodes 1164 amino acids. The transcript is spliced from 18 exons. The record is from RefSeq and is a predicted model, not a curated record. Gene Ontology annotation, biological process: kinetochore assembly; attachment of mitotic spindle microtubules to kinetochore; spindle attachment to meiosis I kinetochore.